CACGCUUGUGCGACAUCACUUCUGGGUUCCCGAGUUUCUGAGUGGUGUGCGUCGGCGACCGUAGUGACGCUUAUUGCCCGGAGGAUGGCGGACGCCGGCUUGCGCCGCGUGGUUCCCAGCGACCUGUAUCCCCUCGUGCUCGGCUUCCUGCGCGAUAACCAGCUCUCUGAGGUGGCCAAUAAAUUCUCCAAGGCAACAGGCGCUACCCAGCAGGAUGCCAAUGCCUCUUCCCUCUUGGACAUCUAUAGCUUCUGGCUCAACAGGUCCACCAAGGCCCCAAAGCAGAAGUUACAGGCAAACGGACCAGUAACUAAGAAGACUAAGAAGAAGACUUCGUCUAGUGACAGCAGUGAGGAUAGCAGUGAGGAAGAAAAAGCCCAAGGGCCUCCACCUAAGAAAGCUGCAAUACCUGCCAAGCGGACCAGUCUGUCUCAGCUUCCUGGCAAGACUACAGCCAAAGCAUCAGAAAGCAGCAGCAGUGAAGAAUCCAGUGAUGAGGAGGAGGAGGACAAAAAGAAAAAGCCUGUACAGAAGGGAGUUAAACCCCAGGCCAAGGCAGCCAAAGUUCCUCCUAAGAAGGCCAAGAGCUCUGAUUCUGAUUCUGAUUCUGAUUCUGAUUCAAGCUCAGAGGAUGAGGCACCGAAGAACCAGAAGCCAAAGACAACACCUGUGGCAGCUAAAGUUCAGGCUAAAGCCCUAGGCAAACCAGGUACACCAGCUCGGGCAGCCCCUAAAGCAGCCAAUGGCAAAGCAGCUAGCAGCAGCAGUGAUGACUCGGAAGAGGAGAAGGCGGUAGCCAUCUCCAAGAAGACUGUACCUAAAAAGCAAGUUGUGGCUAAGGCUCCAGUGAAAGCGGCUGCUGCAUCUACCCAGAAGAGUUCUAGCAGUGAGGACUCCUCCAGUGAGGAUGAGGAGAAACAGAAAAAACCCAUGAAGAAAAAACCAGGUCCCUAUAGUUCAGUUCCCCCUCCUUCUGCUUCCCCACCCAAGAAGUCCCUGGGAACCCAGAUUCCCAAGAAAGCUGCAGAGAAGAAACAGGCUGUGGAGGGCACUGGGGACAGCAGCGAUGAGUCUGAUUCAAGUUCUGAGGAAGAAAAGAAACCCCCAGCUAAGCCAGUUGUCUCUAAAGCAACCACUAAACCAGCUCCAGCAAAGAAGGCAGCAGAGAGCUCUUCAGACAGCUCAGACUCUGACAGUUCUGAGGAUGAAGCUCCUGCCAGGCCAGCCAGUACCACCAAAAAUGCCUCAAGUAAGCCAGCUGCCACUCUCAAGCAGGCUGCAGCUAAACCAGCUACAACUCUCAAGCAGCCUGCGGGCAGUGGCCAGAAGCCUCUGGCCAGAAAGGCUGAUAGCAGUUCCAGCGAGGAGGAGAGCAGUUCUAGUGAGGAGGAGGAGGAGAAGGUGAAGAAGGCUGUGGCCGUCCCCAAGUCCAAGGUGACAGCCAAAGGAACUCCAUCUUUGCCUGCCAAACAGGCCUGUCAGGGUGGUGGAGACAGCAGCUCUGAUUCAGACAGUUCCAGCAGUGAGGAAGAGGAGGAAGAGAAGACUAAGUCCCCAGUUAAAAAGAAGCCACAGAAAAUAGUGGGAGCUGUAGCCCUUUCUAAGCCAGCUCCCACAAAAAAAGCAGCAGCUGAGAGCAGCAGCAGUUCUUCCUCUGAUGACUCCAGUGAGGAGGAGGUGAAGGAGAAGCCCAAGAGCAAGGGCACUGCAAGACCACAAGUCCCCAAGACCAAUGGCACCUCUGCACUGACUGCCCAGAAUGGAAAAGCAGACCGGGACAGCAUCGAGGAGGAGGAAGAAAAGAAUGCAGCAGGUGCAAUUUCUAAGCCAGGUUCAGCAAAGAAGCGGAAGCAGAAUGAGGCUGCUAAGGAAGCAGAGACUCCUCAAGCCAAGAAGAUGAAGCCCCAGACACCCAACACAUUUCCAAAAAGGAAGAAAGGAGAAAAGAGGGCAUCAUCCCCAUUCCGAAGGAUCAGGGAGGAGGAAAUUGAGGUGGAUGCUCGAGUGGCAGACAACUCCUUUGAUGCCAAGCAAGGUGCAGCCGGAGACUGGGGGGAGCGAGCCAAUCAGGUUCUGAAGUUCACCAAAGGCAAAUCCUUCCGACACGAGAAAACCAAGAAGAAGCGGGGCAGCUAUCGAGGAGGCUCCAUCUCAGUCCAGGUCAAUUCCAUUAAGUUUGACAGCGAGUGACCUGGGCCAUCUGUCAUGAAACAGGGGUGAUGACCUGAGACCACUUACUUUCCCCAGUGGACUCUCAGCUCUGUUAGUGGGGGGUUUUUGUGAGGACAGCAGUUUAGAAUAGGUCUGAAGACACUGGAUCGUAACAUCCUCUGUGGUCCUUUUCUGCAUUCGUAGUUUUGUACAGUUUUGUUUUUGAGUUGAGUAGCAAGGACAAGGUAACAGGAGUGGGCUUUUUUAAGAUAAGUUCAUUUUAGUUGUCAUUCCCUUUUCCCUGUUUUGUGGAGGUCCUCAUACUGAGAAAUUUGUAUAUUUUAUAUUAAAUCAUUUCCUAUUGGU
Messenger RNA from Manis pentadactyla (Chinese pangolin), 2517 nucleotides. It is a transcript of the gene NOLC1, whose product is annotated as nucleolar and coiled-body phosphoprotein 1. The transcript is spliced from 13 exons. Gene Ontology annotation, molecular function: protein binding. Bases 85 to 2190 code for a protein of 701 amino acids. The record is from RefSeq and is a predicted model, not a curated record. Lineage: Eukaryota; Metazoa; Chordata; Mammalia; Pholidota; Manidae. Gene Ontology annotation, cellular component: nucleolus; nucleoplasm.